Molecule: messenger RNA, 486 nt
Organism: Monoraphidium neglectum
Lineage: Eukaryota; Viridiplantae; Chlorophyta; Chlorophyceae; Sphaeropleales; Selenastraceae
Exons: 1
Coding region: 1-486 (161 amino acids)
Source: RefSeq, a predicted model, not a curated record
AUGGCAGCCCUUGGCAAGGCUGCACUGACCUACGUCGAGUUGGAGCGCCAGGCGGCAGCCGGCGACAGUGUCCUGCCGGCUCUCGCCAUCUUGGCCACAUCAUUCAAAACCCCCGCCAAAUCGGUUGAUGAAGUACGCCUGACGCUCAGCUUCAUGCCAAGCAGCGUUCAGGGCGUGGCCAUCUCCUUGCUGCGCUCUGCAGCCCGCACCGCCGGGGCGGGCCCUGUGGCGGCCGCCUUCUCCAAGCCCCUAGCCUCGCCCGACGCCGCCGUCCGCGGCCGCGCCCGCGAGUUCCUCAUGAAGGAGCCGCUGUCGCUGCCGGCCGGCGCGGUGGACGGGCUCCAGGCCAUGGCGGCAGCCGCGGAGGCGGAGGCGGCGGCGCUGCGGUCCGAGGUUACUGAGCUGCGGGCGGUACCGGUCAACACGCGCGCGGCCAUAGUGGAGCUGGCCCAGGCGGUGCGCGGUGCAGCGGAUGUGAUGCCUUGA